This is a messenger RNA of Astrephomene gubernaculifera, 2059 nucleotides long. The record is from the annotation of a GenBank genome assembly. NCBI's taxonomy places the organism in Eukaryota, Viridiplantae, Chlorophyta, Chlorophyceae, Chlamydomonadales, Astrephomenaceae.
GAAUGCAUACGCAGCAGCCAGCUUAGCAGAUCAACACAGGGGAAGCGUAAACGUAGAAGGAGGCACGCUCCAAGGUCAGCAAAUGCCGUGUGCGUGUUUGUUAACUUUGUGCGGAGCUUGUAUUCAAGGCACAUACGCAUCUAAAGCUUUGGUUUGCUCUGGUGCAACACCUGCCAAUUACCGGUCUCUGUACGGUACGGAGCUCUAUAUACGCACAUGAUGACGCCAGCCCUGAUGUUUGUUGCUCUGCUAGCUAUUGGUACUCAUUCUUAUCCUUAAGUCAAGUCUUUCCUGGCUUUUGGUUCCAACAGCCCUUGCGGCCGCUGGACGGCUUGCCUGUCUUUGCGGCCGCGUGUUGGCUUAAAAGACUUUCCAAUUAUCUUGUAGUUGACUUUUCUAGCAUCUAGCACAUGGACGAGUGGGGAGGAAGCGGGGGAGGCUACCGCCCUCGAGGUCCCAGAGGAGGCUUUGGAGGUGGAGGUGGCCGAUAUAAUGACAAUUAUUAUGGAGGAAGAGGCGGCAGGGGAGGCGGCAAUUACUAUGAAGGAGGAGGCAGAGGCGGGUAUUACGAUGGCCCACCUAAUCGAGGAGGCCAAAGCGGUCGAGGAGGUUACAACGAUGGUUACCAGGGCGGCGGAUAUCAAGGCGGAGGUUACCAGGGCGGUGGAUACCAAGGCGGUGGUGGCUAUCAAGGAGGCAGCUAUCGGGGCGGUGGAGGCGGGCGAUUCAAUGAUGGUGGAUCUAGACGCGGUUUCCGCGGGGGUCGCUCCUGGAACCACGCGGGGCAAAAGCGGCAGCAGCAGCCGCAGCAGUACAACGCCAACCCGCCUCCCAACCUCGCCCUCGUCAAAACCAUCCAAGCGCACGCGGGCGCGGUUACCUGCAUCGCUUACGACCAAGCAACCAACGCGCUCUUCACGGGCUCCAAGGAUGGGAAGAUCAAGCAGUGGGACUGCAACUCGGGGCAGGUGGUCCACGAGGAGACCCUGAGCGGCCAGGUGGACGCCAUCCUGUUCAUCCAGGGCUUCCUGUUCGUGGGCUACGUGAAGGGCUCCGACCCGCGCAACCAGGAGGGCAUCAUCAACUUCUACAACACGGCAGCGGGGAAAACACAGCUCAUCCCCGGACACAGGGGCCACAUCAACCAGCUGAUGGCCGCCAACAACCUGCUGUUCAGCUGCGGCACGGACGGCAGCAUCCGCGUGUGGGGCAUGGAGGGGGAGGCGUUUGUGUGCAAGCUCAUACUCGACUCGGACAAGGGCGGCCACACGCACCCCAUCUACUGCAUCGAGAUGAUCAACGGCUUCCUGGUAUCAGGCGACUCCGCGGGCUGCCUCAAGAUCUGGGACAGCGCCUCGGGGACGUGCACCCAGACCCUGCAGGCCGCCCACAGCGGCAUCAUCUCGUCCAUACUGCAGUACGGGAAGAACAUCCUCACCGGGUCCGCGGACGGCAGCAUGAAGGUGUGGGAGCUCAACGAGCCCGUCAUGCCGGGGGCGGUGGUGAAGCCCGACCCCAUCGACCGCUACUUUGGAGACGCCUCCGACUCGGGUGGCGGAGGAGGAGGUCGGGGCGGGGGGCCGGGGAGGUACCGACAGGGCAGCCCCAACGCCAUCCUCACCAUGGACGGCACCCCCGACAAGAAGGGCGAGAGCAUGCUGGCCAUCUCCUCGCUGUACGACGGAGUGCGGGUGUUCAACGUGGAUCAGAACAUGGCGCUGCUGGGCAGCCUGCCGGAGGUGGAGGUGUCUCGGGCCAUCACCAGCAUCCCCGGGGCCGCCAUCUUUGUGGGGGACGACAAGGGUCAGGUGCACAUCUUCUCAUGGACAAGUUGACAGGAGGGAGCGCCCCUUCCUUCCUUCCUUCCCACAGCAUCCGCAUGCCGCAUCCUCCUCUCGUGCUCCUCCUCCUCUCCUAGCCAUGGGCCGCUGCUUGCUGCCCAGCCACCCAGACAACAGCUAGCUGCCCUGCACAAGCCGCAAGCGCACACCUUCCGCCUUUUAAGAUGGAGCCCCUGCAUGCGCCGUCAUCCGCAGUCGUGAUGUGGGUCGGCGAUGGG